AUGUUGGACGGGAGCGAUGGAAAGAUGGCGGCGGCCAUGGUACAAAUGUCAUGUUUGUACCGAGGUAUGUUGGCGGUCAGGGCCACCGGCAUCAGGACUCUGAUCCCCGGGCUGGUCCCGGCGCAGUUCCGAGCCUUCUCAGUACGGAAGGAGCCGGACCUGGAGGAGAACCCGUACUACAACAAAUACCAGGACAAGAUCCAGAAGCUGCGCAGUGCCAAACCACAGGAGUAUGAAGCCCGGCUGGAGAAGCGGCACGAGGCCAAGAGGGAAGUGCUCGGACACUCGAAGCAGGCGGAGUUCGUCAAGUUCAUGGAGCAGGAGUUGGAGAAAAGGGAUAAGAUGGCUGCUGACGACGGAGCAUCAGGAGGUUUCACAAAGAACAAGACGCUGGGCUCCAUCCUCAACAUGGAGAUGAUAAAGGACAAGACGGGGGAGGAAAUUGGCGAGCUGUGGAUGAAGUAUUAUUCGACCAAGGACACAAUCAGCGCCGUCAUCCCGACCCAGAUCUACGAGGUGAUUUUCAAAAGAUCGCAGUCCUGCCAGAUGUUCCUCUACGCUUUGCCUCAGAAGGAGGGUUACGAGUUCUUCCUGGGUCAGUGGUCCGGACAUGAGCUCCACUUCACCUCCCUCAUCAACGUCCAGACGCUAGGAGAGAACGCUCCCAGUCAGCUGAUCCUCUACCACUACCCAGACCUGAAGGAGGAGAAAGGCCUGGUCCUCAUGACGGCUGAGAUGGACCCCAAGUUCAUAACCGUUCACCAGGCUCAGUGCUUGGCCAAUCAGGUGCAGCUGUUCUACGGCACGCAGAGGCAGGAGACGUUCCGGUUGGUCGAGACAUUUAACCACCACCCUGCGGAGUUCAAACACAUGUCGGUGAUAGCGGAGCUCGAACAGAGCGGCUUGGGACCAGCGGUGGCCCCCGGCGGAUCGUAGGGAGACCAGAGACGGGCCGAACUCGGAUUCCCAGGAACUGUUGGUCGUCAUUCGACAUGUGCUUCUUUGCUCGGCACUUUCCAUUGGGAUGCACCUAUUCUUCAGACUGUAUAUAAAGUUUGCAGCAGUGGCUGUGAUUUAAAGGAGCAUCAGAAGCUUCUCAUGGACUCUGUGCGGGACUUGUGCAUACAUUUGUAACCACAGGAGAGCAAUGUGGUCUUGAUCAGAUCUAUAAUAAAAAAUGUGUCCUACCCUCCAUAUUAGACUGGAGCAGAAAGACUUUGUCAGUCCAGUAGCUGUCCCUGAAAACCCACAUGACAUUAAAUAAAUCAUCUUCAAAACCCCAAAUCUUUAAAUCUGACUGCUUUCAUGCUGAAUAAUCCAAAUAAUUCUUCUUUUGAAACAUAGGGCAUGUGUUGAUUUGUCACUGAGCUGUGUGAAUGGACCACAUGACUGUAAAAUUGUUAAUGUUGUGCAGGUGACACACACAGUUCUGUGCUCAUUUGGUGUAAGUCCAGUCUCUGGUGCACAGUAAUUAUUGAAAGGUGUUUAUACUGUCAUCUACACUGAAUGUGUUCAGAGGAUGAGUGUGGUAGACAUUCAGUUUGCCAAACUGAAUUUUCCAGGGCCAAAUAAUCCCAGUUUGUUACAACUUCUGUGUCAUUGCCAUAGUUUUGGCCAUGAGUCCGAUCUGUAAUAACCUUCAUAGACACCAGUUUAAUUGUUCAAAUCUGAGGACUGAAUUGUACAACCUGUCUAAUUGUGUGACUGCUCAUGUUUUUGCUCCAUUUGCUCCACCUUUAACCCACAGUGUCUUAAUGAUGCUGCCGCUGGAGGCAACCAAGUCUCUUGGAUUAUUGUCACAAAGCUGAAAACUGAACAGUUUUUUCUGAACUCAAGAAAACUGACGCUACAAACAUAUGCUGAUCUCACAGAAUAUGAUGCUUUGCUGUAGAUUGAAGUAGCCAACAGUAUAUAAAGUAGUUAAAAUGAGCCCAACCUUAAACACCUGCAGCAGUAAUAUCAGAUGUAACAGGAAAACACUGACAGGGAACAUUUUACUGAUAAUACUUACAUUCUUUAUCUCAAGAAAGGUUUUACCUGCAGGACUUUUACUUGUAGUUAACUAAAAAAGGUCGAAAUAGUUGGAGACAGAAUGAAGGUGGAAACUUCCUCUCCUGUCAUGCUGGCUGUAUAUAACUGUCACGGGGUUCUGGUACCGCCUUCAGAAAAAGGUAAAGAAAAAACAAUGGCGUAGACGAAAUGUAGGUUGGUGUCCUUUAUUUGCCGGCCUCCCAAGGUGUGCACUGUGCAAACUAUUUACAAGUGACAAAAACAAAAAAAAAAAUAA
Molecule: messenger RNA, 2287 nt
Organism: Chelmon rostratus (copperband butterflyfish)
Lineage: Eukaryota; Metazoa; Chordata; Actinopteri; Chaetodontiformes; Chaetodontidae
Gene: atpaf1
Product: ATP synthase mitochondrial F1 complex assembly factor 1
Exons: 9
Coding region: 1-936 (311 amino acids)
Biological process (GO): mitochondrial proton-transporting ATP synthase complex assembly
Cellular component (GO): mitochondrion
Source: RefSeq, a predicted model, not a curated record